This is a messenger RNA of Acipenser ruthenus (sterlet), 5660 nucleotides long. RefSeq names its product ubiquitin carboxyl-terminal hydrolase CYLD-like. NCBI's taxonomy places the organism in Eukaryota, Metazoa, Chordata, Actinopteri, Acipenseriformes, Acipenseridae. The transcript is spliced from 18 exons. Gene Ontology annotation, molecular function: K63-linked deubiquitinase activity; cysteine-type deubiquitinase activity. Gene Ontology annotation, cellular component: cytosol. The coding region runs from base 470 to 3331 and encodes 953 amino acids. Gene Ontology annotation, biological process: necroptotic process; positive regulation of extrinsic apoptotic signaling pathway; protein K63-linked deubiquitination. The record is from RefSeq and is a predicted model, not a curated record.
UAAUAAUAAUAAUAAUAAUAAUAAUAAUAAUAAUAAUAAUAAUAAUAAUAUCUUUAUUUUUAUAUAGCACCUUUCAUAGUGGACCACCAUCACAAAGUGCUUUACAGAGGUGGGCUGUGAGCUGUGCAUUAUAUGCAGAGUCACUUACAAUAGGACAUUGAUUUAACAUCUCAUCCGCAGGACGGAGCACAAGGAGGUUAAGUGACUUGCACAGGAACACACACUUGCUUCAGAUGUAGCAGAGAAAGAAAGGCAAGGGUCUGAAUUGAAAGAGCUCAGUCUGGCAUAUAAAAUGAGGACUUGAUGGACUACAGAGUAGACCGAUUGAUGCAGAGGCAUUAAAAGACAAGAACAUGCAGAAAACUGGACAUCUCAAAGGAUUCUCGCCAUGAUUAAUUUAUUUUUAUGCUACUGUAAUGCAUGGGACCUUUCUAAUAUGCAGAAGCUCAUGUUUUAAUCUGGUGUCAUAAUGAGUUCGGCCUUAUGGAGUCAAGACAAGAUGAACACAGCCUUCCGGGAGGAUCCUCGCUACUACAUACUGGUGCAGGAAUGCAUGGUGGAGAAGCCUCCUCAGAAGUACUUGAAGAUCCCCAGGGGGAGCAUAGGACAGUCGUGCCAAGAGCGUUCAUCCCUGGGCCGCCCCAUUCCAGCCAACAAAGGCAAGAAGAGUUUGAGGAUCCUGGAGCAGCCCAGCGUGGUCCUCAGCUUCGAUGAGAAGGACAUUGCUGACAUUGACGAGAAGCUUUCUGAGUUGCUGUUGGCGAUUACGAACUGUGAAGAGCGCUACUGCCUCUUCAAGAACAAGCCCAGGCUUGAACAGCUACGGGAAGUAGACUGUGGUUCAAAAGUCAGAGUUCAGCUCCGGUCUGGGGAUGACAAACUGCCAGGGGUGGUGAGGUUCAAAGGUCCUCUGAUGCCAGAACGGACACUAUCAGGAAUCUGGUUUGGGGUAGAGUUAUUGGAAGAAGGGAGGGGCCACGGCUUCACCGAGGGCUCCUAUCAAAACAAGCAGCUCUUCGUCUGCAAGGAUGACUGCGGGGUCUUCGUGGCCCUGGACAAGCUGGAGCUGUGGGAGGAGGAGGAGGAGGAGGAGAAUGAAGAAGAUGAAGACCUGGAGACAGACCAUUCUGCACUGGUGGACCCCCAAGACAGUGACUGGAGAGCAGUGCCACUGCAGAUCAACUCCAGAGUGAUCGUGAAGCAUGGAGAGGAAGCGGAGCACGGGACUGUCAUAUUCUGUGAUUUUCUGCCCGGGAAUGAAGCUUUAGGCUUCUAUGUUGGAGUGGACAUGGACAAGCCUAUCGGUGGCUGGGAUGGAGUGAUAAAUAAUAAACUGCUGUGUAGUUUCGCAAGCGUAGAACACACUCGUCUUGUGCAUAUUGACGAUGUGAUACCAGAGAUCCCCAUGCAGGACCAGAGACUCCAGAAACACAUAUUUGCAUCAAGAGGGGUAGGAGAGAAGAGCUUGUCCAAUCAGAGCAAGCCCAAAUCUAAAGGAAUUACUUCCCAGUCUGGAAGUAGAAGCAGAUCUGCAUUUUAUUACACUUUAAAUGGCAGCACUAUUGAUCACCAGCCCCAAUCCAAAUCAAAAAGCACAUGGUACAUUGAUGAAGUUGGAGAAGACUCUGCAAACUCCCUCCUGGACACCUCCCCUGAUUUCAGCCAGACCUCUCCUCCCUCCCGGGCUCCCCCCACUCCGUCGCUGUCCAGCGAGAGCAAGUACCACUCAUUGCCCUUCAACCAAACCAAGCAGAGUGGCUCCAAUGGCAGCAUCAGCCCCACGCCGCUCUCCCUGUCCAUGCAGUCUGUCAUCGGGGAUGUCCACGAGCCCCCAGCCCUCGCAGUGCCUCUCCAGAACCAUUACGGCCUGGAGGUGGGGUCCCUAGUGGAGGUGAAGGAGAACCCACCUCUCUACGGAGUGAUCCGCUGGGUUGGGCAGCUCCCAGGGCUCAGUGAGCCAUUAGCUGGACUGGAACUGGAGGACGAAUGUGUUGGCUGUACAGACGGCACCUUCAAGAGAACGCGCUACUUCACCUGCAUGCCGAAGAAAGCUCUGUUCGUCAAACUGAAGAGCUGCAGGCCAGACUCCAGAUUCCCAUCUCCGCACCACUCCUCCAACCAGAUUGAACGCUGCAAUUCAAUAGCAUUCGGGGGCUACCUGAGUGAGGUGGUGGAGCAGAACACCCCUCCCAAAAUGGACAUGGAGGGGCUGGAGGUCAUGGUGGGGAAGAAGAAAGGAAUCCAGGGGCAUUACAACUCCUGUUACCUGGACUCCACUUUAUUCUGCCUGUUUUCUUUCAGCUCAGUCCUCGACACAGUGCUGCUGAGACCGAGAGGUAGAAAUGAUGUGGAGUACUAUAGAGAGACUCAGGAUCUGCUGCGGACCGAGAUUGUGAACCCUCUGCGCAUAUUUGGAUACGUGUGCGCUACGAAAAUAAUGAAACUUCGGAGAAUACUUGAGAAAGUGGAAGCUGCUUCUGGAUUCACCUCCGAGGAGAAAGAUCCAGAAGAAUUUCUGAACAUACUCUUCCAUCAUAUUUUACGAGUGGAUCCAUUGCUGAAAGUUCGGUCAAUGGGACAGAAAGUCCAAGACUGUUACUGUUACCAAAUCUUCAUGGAUAAAAAUGAAAAGGUUGGCGUCCCAACUAGCCAGCAGUUGCUGGAGUGGUCCUUUAUUAACAGUGACUUGAAGUUUGCAGAGGCUCCAUCCUGCCUUAUUAUCCAAAUGCCUCGGUUUGGAAAAGACUUCAAGAUGUUCAACAAAAUAUUUCCUUCUCUGGAAGUGGACAUCACUGAUUUACUCGAAGACACUCCCAGGGAGUGCCGUAUCUGCGGUGGACUGGCCCUGUACGAAUGCAGGGAGUGCUACGAGGAUGCAGAUAUCACAGCUGGGAAAAUCAAGCAGUUCUGUGAAAAAUGCAACACACAAGUGCAUCUCCACCACAGGAGAAAAGGGCACCAGUUGGGCAAGCUGUCCCUCCCGAAGGAGCUGGCGGACUGUGCCUGGCGGCAGGGCAGAUUCCCCAGGCAGAGGAUGGAGCUCUUCGCGGUGCUCUGUAUAGAGACCAGUCAUUACGUGGCGUUCGUCAAGUACGGCCCGGGGGAAGCGGCCUGGCUCUUCUUUGACAGCAUGGCAGACCGGGACGGAGGACAGAAUGGCUUCAAUAUCCCGCAGGUCACGCCCUGUCCAGAGGUCGGCGCAUACCUCAAGAUGACCCCUGAAGAGCUCCACGCGCUGGACCCCAAGAGUAUUCAAGGCUUUGCAAAGAGACUGCUGUGUGACGCGUACAUGUACAUGUACCAGAGUCCGACCAUGAGUUUAUACAAGUGAAAUGAAUGGACCUGAUCCUGAGGAGUGCUAAACCAAGCAGUCUCGAGUUGUUCUGUUGACACGUUUUUUCCACUGCGAGUCUGUCCGACUCCAUUCUACGUAGUGGAUGGACAAAGGGAACUUGCUUACACAUUUCUGAAGAGUAUAGUAUAUGCAUGAAAGCAUCAAUGAGCAGCUUUUAUUGCUUAAUUAUGUUGCUCAGGCACAUAUAUAAUACAGUGAGUGGCAAUGACAAAGGUAAUAAAGAGUUCCACUAAACUACUUGAAGGAAGAUUUAAAAAAAGGGUUAUUUUACCAAGUCCUGUCUCCCACAAGAUCAGUAAUCGGUGGGUUAAACUACAAGGUAACCCUGCACCCUUUAUUUUUAAUGAUGCUUGCAGUUGCAUUUUUUUUAUUUACUUCUCUUGAGUUGUGUUCAGAUGCUGUAUGCUCAGUGCCACUUAAGUACUAGAAGAAGAUCCUCUACAAAAUGAGAACAUACUCUCAAAUCAAGAAAUGAUUGAAGUAUGUGAAAAUAAAUAAUGUUAAACUGAAUGAAUAGCUUUAACAUACACCAGGUCUGAGGUCAGAUGGCAGAGGAACUGGAGCCAGCAUUCUGUACGAUAGAUUACAUGAUUGUCCAAUUCUAAAAGCAUGUAUUGGCACCUUAUAUAGGAUGGGUCAGAAGUAAUGCACCACAGUGUGGUUUAGCUGGAGUAAAAUGUUUCUGUAUUGACCACCGUUUGUCUAAGAUUAUUAAGACAGGUUUUGGCAUGACUUUUAGUAUAAAUGACAUUUCGCCCCUGCGCAAAUGGAGUGCUUGUUGCACAUUUUUAUAUUUCUGUCUUUUAAGCGAUGGUCGCAAAGACAUAUCUUCAGGUGUAUGGGAUGACAGAACAGUAACACUGACAGAUGCUCCUGUUUUUUUGUCAUUUCUUAUUAAGGUCUCUUCAUAUCGUUUCAGUGAGUGACCCUAGCCAAACUUAAUAUGUGGUAUUUCACAGUUUUUGUUCAGUUUUUUUUUUGGCAUUGCCCAGGGGGCAUUUAUCUGGAUGCAGUGUAAGACGAUUGGGUUGCUUUCUGUUUUUCUGAACUAGCAGAGUCUGCUUGAUCAACACUUUUUUCUUAGCAACAGACUUGUGUGCGCUACUGGACAAAAAAGAUCAGUUGUGCAUCUGCUUUGCCUGCUUUUAUAUUGGUACCAACGUAGUUGAAGCACAUUAGUCUGUUCUGAACUCUGAAAAGCAAAGACACUUGGCUUGAAAUUGAAUUAGAUAAAUAAUCUAGCCCAGCGAUUAAUAGAUCUCCACUGUAGUGCCAAGAAUGAAAAUGCCUGUAGACAAUGAUUUGGCUAUUGCAGCAUUCAGUAUGGAUCAAGGACCCAGUUAAGAUGCUACUUUAACAAGAAUGGAAUAUUGAUGCAGUGAGAGCAGAAAGUAGGCAGCUUCAUUAAUGUACAUAAAAAGCAAACAACCUUGACGAACAGAAUGAGAAAAUAGGUGAAACCAAGACUUAACGGUUUCAAAAUAGAAAACUUUAAAAUAAACGGCAGCCAGGCUUGUACGCUAGUCUGGAAAAAUGCCAAACGGGUUUCCAGGGCUUGAAGAUGCUUGAAAAACCACGUCUCCUUUAUGAAAGUCUUGAAAAAGUCUCGAAUUUUACUAGUAUCACGGGAGAAUGAAAAUAAUUCAGCGAUUAUUUCUUAUUAUUAAUAAUAAUUUAUCUCGAAAGCGGGUCAGCAGCAACUGUCUAGGCAAUUUACUAGUAACAACUAUAUUGCUUGCGACCAAAUCCAGUGAGGAUUGCCCCGUGUAACACCCCUGACAACGUCCUGACAACUCAAGCAAUCCUAUCCAGUCUGCGCAGUGGUAUAUGUCACAUGACUGUCUGCUCCAGCGAAACGAAGGGUAAAAUGGACACUACGACAGCCAAAAUAUAUUUAUACAUUUAUAUUGAUUUUUAAAACAAAGUUACAAACUGGAAUUACAAGCUACUGUACUCUGCUCACCAAGAUACACAUUUUGUUAUCUUGUUGUUACCUUUAUUAAAUCGUUAACAUUAUUUCCCAACCCAGGAAAAAAAAUCGAAUACAAUAAUUAUCACUGACUUGGAUUAAAAAAAAAAAAAAUGCUUUCUGUAGCCCCUAUGGUGUGUAUAAAUUAUUAAUAAUUUAGCUAAUGCUUUUAUCCAAUGUGACUUACUUAACUUACUCCAGCAGUUUAUAUUGUUCGUUUUGGAUUGUCCUACUAUAGUGAACAAAAGGCUUUGGACCCAAACAGGGUUGUUAUAGCGAGGGUGUGCUGUAUUCAGUGUUUGACUUGUAUGUUUAAUAUACCACACUUGCACAUUU